Molecule: messenger RNA, 717 nt
Organism: Pneumocystis jirovecii RU7
Lineage: Eukaryota; Fungi; Ascomycota; Pneumocystomycetes; Pneumocystales; Pneumocystaceae
Exons: 2
Coding region: 1-717 (238 amino acids)
Molecular function (GO): DNA binding
Source: RefSeq, a predicted model, not a curated record
AUGGUGACUGAAAUGAAUUCUUUGGAUGAGUGGCAGCUUCUUAAGACGCUUGCCAUUGAGCUUUCUGUUUUGACAGAGUCUGUUUGUUGUGAAUGUUCAAUCUGUGAGUUCCGGCUUCUUCAAUCAUCAGGACAGCAGAUGCCAAUGCAGUCUUAUAUGAUAGAAAAACAACAAUUAUUGCCGAGCCAAAUACCAAAUCAGUUGUUAAGCCAAAUAAGCAGCCAUUCUCCAAUAUACUCACAGUUUCCAAGCUCACAGCAGCAUCUCAUGAGGUCUUCUGCAGAGUCAUCGCUUCCCCGAGAAUCAGUGAAUACAGCAGAUAUAAGUUGCAAUACAAAAAAUACACAGAAUGCAUCAUAUGAACGUCUUUUUGAGACUGUUAGUGCUAUUUUUGACCGUUCUUCAACCGAGUCUUCGAUUUUGCUUACACAAAAUGCAUGGUGCCAAGACGUCAGUUUAUAUAAUGUGUGGAACAAUAUUCAGCAAUCACGUACAGCAAGUAUUCAGCUGCUAGUACGGUCAUUAAGCUGUGAGGGAUCUGCUUCACUGGCUGCAGCAGUUGCUACAGCCUCACCAGCCGGCCGACGCUUUCGUAAAGACGUACAGCAGCUGCUAGAGAAGGUGUUUCAGUGCAAACCAUGGCCUAAUCCGACUGAAAAGACAAUGCUUGCUCGUCGUUGCGGAUUAACUGUUCGGCAAGUUGGUGUUUGGGUCUGA